Sardina pilchardus (European sardine) is the source of this 2144-nucleotide messenger RNA. Its product is annotated as hyaluronan-binding protein 2-like. Lineage: Eukaryota; Metazoa; Chordata; Actinopteri; Clupeiformes; Clupeidae. The record is from RefSeq and is a predicted model, not a curated record. Gene Ontology annotation, biological process: blood coagulation; proteolysis. The coding region runs from base 82 to 1728 and encodes 548 amino acids. The transcript is spliced from 13 exons. Gene Ontology annotation, molecular function: calcium ion binding; serine-type endopeptidase activity.
AUGUGUAUCUGAUGAGAGACACAUAAAAGAUCUGAAAGGUGUUCUCAGUGGUCAGCUGUAAAGCUGCCGUCUUUUGCAGCCAUGGGUCCUACAGUGCUGCUGCUCGUCCUGGCCUUCUCCGGUCUAUCUCAGCCUCUAGAAUUUAACAUCAUGAAAGCCUUGGUUAAUGUUGCAGACGCUCUAGGUGAAUAUGCCUAUUAUGAUUACACUGAAGAGCCAACACUUGAUUAUGACUUAAGCUGGUUGUCUGAUCUGCUUGAUGACAAUGCAGAUGAUUGUGAACCCAGUCCCUGUGAGAAUAAUGGUACCUGCGCAGCCAAAACCAAUGGUGGCUACACAUGCUCUUGUGUACCACCUUACAGUGGCAAACACUGCGAGAUAUAUGUAAAUCCCUGUAAGAAGGUCAACUGUGGUCGUGGUGAGUGUGUGCUGAUGAAGGCCGCUCCCUUCUACGAGUGCAAAUGUGCAGUCCCGUUUCGACCCCCAGACUGCAGGAAAGCUGCCGCCUGCAAAGAGAAUCCUUGCCUCAAUGGGGGAAGUUGCCAAAAGGGAAGAACCAGAUCCCAGUUUACCUGCCUCUGCCCUCUUGGCUACAGUGGGAAGCUCUGCCAAGUCGGCCCAGGCGACUGCUAUGAGGGAGAUGGAGAAUCGUACCAGGGUUUUGUGAGCGAGACGGUGGACGGCCAUGACUGUCUGCCCUGGAACUCUCACCUCAUGAGAGACGGUGGCUUUGACGUCGACUCUAUCAGUGGGCUGGGCCGUCACAGUUACUGCAGAAACCCUGAUGGAGAGGACGCCCCCUGGUGCUUCAUCAGGAUAAAGAAGAUGUUAGACUGGAAUUUCUGCAAUGUGUCUAGAUGCUCUGGACCCACAGCCUUACCCACGGUACCGGUCACUCCCGAAGUGGUCAACCCUGUUGCCACCCAGGCUCCCUCCACGAAGCAGUUUGCCCAGUGUGGCAAGCCUCAGCCUGGCGCCAUGACCUCCAGGAUCUUCGGGGGCCACAAGGUGAUGCCGGCGACCCACCCCUGGCAGGUGUCGCUGCAGACCAGGCGUAAGCGCAGCACGGACGAGUACGGACACAUGUGCGGGGGGAUCCUCAUCGACUCCUGCUGGGUCCUCACAGCUGCCCACUGCAUUAACAGGAUGAUGGACAUGCAGGUGGAGGUGGGUGGUGUCAAUAUUAUGAAGAAGGAGGACUCGGAGCAGCUCAUCCCUGUGGUGGAUUUCAUAGUUCACGAGAACUACAAGGAGACUAAAGAGGCUCUGUUCAAUGACAUUGCUCUUCUGAGACUGAAGGGUCCGGAGGGCCAGUGUGCCAGAGAGACCAGGUUUGUGAAGACGGCCUGCCUGCCCAGCGGACCGCUACCCGACAACUCUGAGUGCUACAUAUCAGGAUGGGGAGAGACAGAGACAGAGUGGUGGAGUACCAGGCUCCUGGCAGCCAAGGUGCGCUUGAUCUCACAGGAGCGCUGCACAGCUCCUGAUGUCUACGGCGACAGGCUGGACGACAGCAUGCUCUGUGCUGGGAGAAUGCAGGGGGCAGUGGACACCUGUCAGGGUGACUCUGGGGGCCCUCUGGUGUGUCAGAAGGAUGGUGUCCACUAUGUUUAUGGUGUGGUCAGUUGGGGUGACGCCUGCGGUCUGAAGAACAAACCUGGAAUUUAUGCCCGAGUCACCAAGUUUAUUGACUGGAUCAACACCAACAAGCAAAAGAUCAAAAUGUGAAUCAGAAGUAUGUAUGAGAGUAAAAGGGAAAGAAAAUAGACACAAACAAAAGUACACACUAAACAAAAGACAUUUAACACAAUAGCAAACCAGCUAAGAAGUGUGUGUGUGUGUGUGUGUGUGUGUGUGUGUGUGUGUGUGCGCACGCGUGCAUACGUGUUUUUUUUUUUUGUGUGUGUGUGUGUGUGUGUGUGUGUGUGUGUGUGUGUUUGACUGUCCUAAUUGUCAAAUACUUAGCUCACCUUAUUACAGUGUUCCACAAAACACAUCAUGCAGGAAACUUCAGAUCCAAGACAAAUGUUUAUAUUUUCUUAUAAUUCAAUGUACAAUAAUGGAAAAAAUGAAUAUUGUGAUAUGCAGAUGUGUAAUGCUGUCAACAAUUAAUUUGAAAUAAAAAUAACAUUUGAAAUAUGUGA